CAGUAUCCAAUUGUUGCUGCUGGCAGAAUUUUCACUUUUAUUUCGUAGUUUUAUCUCUUUGCUUGUUUCUUUCCUGAAACUGUCAAUCAAUAUCAUAGUUAAUAUUGAACUUGUUGUUAAUAACUAAUAUCCCAAUCCCUCAAUACAUUUUCCCAUACUUAUACACAAAAAUGGAUGCCGAUUCAACUAACAGAUUUGUACCUGAACAUCGUCGUACUCAAUUCAAAAACAGUGGUAGAUUUGGUUCUGAAGAAUUACGUCGUCGUCGUGAAAAUCAACAAGUCGAAUUAAGAAAGCUCAAAAGAGAUGAAACUUUAGCCAAAAGACGUAAUUUACCUGAGCUUGCUUCAAAUAAUGAGUUUGUAGAUUCUGACGAUGAUUCCGAUAAUGAAAACAAUAAUAAUUUAACUGCCGCCAAUAAUGGCAACGAUAACGAUGACCAAGUCUUUUUGUUUGAAUUGGAUAAGGAAUUACCAAAAAUGAUGGAACAAAUUCGUUCUGAUAACUUUGAUUCUCAAUUAGCUGCUACAACAAAAUUUAGACAAAUCUUAUCAAGAGAAAAUAAUCCUCCAAUUGAUUUAGUUAUUGAUACUCAAGUGGUUCCAAUCUUAGUUGGUUUCAUGCGUGACCAGCCAGAAAUGCUUCAAUUAGAAGCUGCUUGGGCUUUAACCAAUAUUGCUUCUGGUACCUCAGAACAAACUAAAGUUGUUGUUGAAAAUGGCGCUGUUCCUUUAUUUGUCCAAUUAUUAUACUCAAGCUCUUUAGACGUCAAAGAACAAGCCAUUUGGGCUUUAGGUAACGUUGCUGGUGAUUCCGCUAAUUACAGAGAUUUUGUUCUUAGUUGCAACGCAAUGCCCCCUGUUUUAGCUUUAUUUGAUAUCUCAAAGAAUACUCUUACAAGAACCGCAACUUGGACUCUUUCAAAUCUUUGUAGAGGCAAAAACCCUCAACCCAAUUGGUCUUUUGUAUCUGCAGCCUUACCAACCUUAGCUAAAUUGAUCUACUCUUUAGAUGUUGAAACUCUUAUUGAUGCUUGUUGGGCAAUCUCUUAUCUAUCUGAUGGUCCAAGUGAAGCAAUUCAAGCUGUUAUCGAUGCAAGAAUCCCAACUAGACUAGUUCAAUUACUAAACCAUGAAUCUCCUUUAGUUCAAACUCCAGCUUUAAGAGCUGUUGGUAACAUCGUCACUGGUGAUGAUAAACAAACUCAAGUUGUCAUCAAUUGUGGUGUCUUGGAUGCUCUUUUACCUCUUUUGUCCUCUCCAAAGGAAUCCAUUAGAAAAGAAGCCUGUUGGACAAUUUCAAAUAUCACUGCUGGAAAUACUGACCAAAUUCAAGCCGUUAUUGACGCCAAUUUAAUUCCUCCUUUAAUCAAAUUAUUAGACUCCUCUGGUGAUUAUAAAACAAGAAAAGAAGCUUGUUGGGCUAUAUCAAAUGCCUCUUCUGGUGGUUUAACCAAACCCGAUCAAAUCCGUUACUUAGUAUCUCAAGGUUGUAUUAAACCAUUAUGUGAUUUGUUAGCUAUAGCUGAUAAUAAGAUCAUAGAAGUCACUUUAGAUGCCUUAGAAAACAUCCUUAGAAUGGGCGAAAUGGAUAAAGAAGCCUCGGGUGAGUCAAUAAAUAGAUUCUCAGUUUUCAUCGAAGAUGCUGGUGGAAUGAAUAAAAUCUUUGAAUGUCAAAGAAACGAAAACGAAAAGAUUUACCGAAAAGCUUAUGACAUAAUCGAUAAAUAUUUCCAUGACGAUGAUGCUGUUGAGCUUAAUAAUGAAUUAAGUCCCCAAGUCCAAGGUGACACCUUUGCCUUUGGUACUAAUAAACCCGCUCAAGGUUUUGGCUUUUAAUCGGUUAACUUAAAUUAAGAGAAAAAGAAGAAGAAAACAAAAAAAAUAAAAAAUAAAAAA
This is a messenger RNA of Ascoidea rubescens DSM 1968, 1898 nucleotides long. RefSeq names its product karyopherin alpha (gene SRP1). The record is from RefSeq and is a predicted model, not a curated record. The transcript has a single exon. The coding region runs from base 171 to 1838 and encodes 555 amino acids. Gene Ontology annotation, cellular component: nucleus; cytoplasm; nucleoplasm. Gene Ontology annotation, biological process: NLS-bearing protein import into nucleus. NCBI's taxonomy places the organism in Eukaryota, Fungi, Ascomycota, Saccharomycetes, Ascoideales, Ascoideaceae. Gene Ontology annotation, molecular function: nuclear import signal receptor activity; protein binding.